This is a messenger RNA of Andrographis paniculata, 2457 nucleotides long. Its product is annotated as G-box-binding factor 1-like. Gene Ontology annotation, cellular component: nucleus. Lineage: Eukaryota; Viridiplantae; Streptophyta; Magnoliopsida; Lamiales; Acanthaceae. Gene Ontology annotation, molecular function: DNA-binding transcription factor activity; sequence-specific DNA binding. Gene Ontology annotation, biological process: regulation of DNA-templated transcription. Bases 1188 to 2243 code for a protein of 351 amino acids. The transcript is spliced from 11 exons. The record is from RefSeq and is a predicted model, not a curated record.
UCCCUCUCUCUCUGUACCUCUCUCUCUCUCUACCUAUCAGUUUCCCUGACCCCUUGUAUGUAUUAACAGAAGACAGGCCAUACAAUCCAGCAGGAGUUGAAUGUUUAUUCAAUUCAUUACCAACGCUUGUAUUGAUUGUUGAUUUAGGGAUUUGGGGGCUGUGGGUUUCCUCGGAUGUGAAUUGAUUUAAAUUUGUUGCUCAAUUCUUGAUGAAAUUGAACUUUUGUAAAGCUUUUGGUGGGAUGAUUGGGAAUUUCUAGAUUUUUGCUAACUACGAGAGAACUGAUGGAUUGAGGUUUUUGUCGCUUGUUUAUAGAUAGGUGAUGUGUUCUUGUUAAAGUUUCUAGUUCAGUUAUGCUGAGGAUAGUUAGAACAUUUGCCUUUUUAAAGAUUUUUAGGAACAAUUGGUUUUAUGAUUACAUGUUUAGGAAUAUGACUGAAGUAUUUAUCUAUUUGUUACCAAAUUUGAUGAUUUUUGUUCAACUGUCAGGAAACCCUAACCCCAGUCUACUUUUCCUCCCACUCAUUUAUUGAUUAGUGCAGUUUGGUUGAGAUUUGUAUGCAUCUGUUUAUGGAGUGUAAUUCUGAGCUACUUUUGUUUUCUAUCCGCCCUAUCCCUGAUUUUUGCAUUUCACUUGAAUGGUGUUCUGUGUUGUUGUCAUUCACCUUCUGAUAUUAUCAUCGAUUCCUCUGACAUGAAUUGUUUUUAACCCUUUGGAAUGAUCUAAUGAGUAUCUACAUUAAGUAUGAAAUCCUAUCUUUAUAUCUUUAGUUGAAUUAUCAUCCUGCAUAUACAUACCUGUUCUUCAGUCGAGUUAAUCGCAUUUUUAGUUAGGGGUUUUGCAGUAGAAGGUGUCAAUGCUGCUGUUUAUCAUCAUUCUUGUGCAGAUAAUGGAUUAAUGGAUUUACUGUAAACCAGUAUCUUGGAAUCCAAUCAUGGAUUCUUCAUUUCUUUCUUUCUUUCUUGUUCAGGGCAACAAUACAGUCUUACAGAUAUGAGAAAUUGCAACUUCAUUCAUUUAAAUCCAUUUAAUCUUUCUCUAGUAGAUUAAGUGAGUUUCUGACAGUAGACAUACAAUUUUUCUCCUAUGCCGAAUGAUCAGGUUCGCAGAAAUUUCCAACUACAAAACUCAAGCUGUUCUAACAAGAAGAUCGAUAGGCCAUAGAGUUUGCAGUCUUAUACUCCAAUGGGACCUGGGGAAGAAGGCACGCCUACAAAGUCUUCCAAACCUGCAUCCUCGGUGCAGGUUUAUUUUUCAAGAGAAGCUCCAAGUAUGCCUGCUACACCUGCAUAUCCCGAUUGGUCGAGCUCUAUGCAGGCCUUUUAUGGUGCUGGAGCAACGCCGCCAUUCUUUGCUUCAACGGUUGCUUCCCCCACUCCACACCCAUUCCUAUGGGGAGGCCAGCAUCCUCUGAUGCCGCCUUACGGGACACCGGUUCCAUAUCCGGCGCUGUAUCCUCCUGGAGGAGUCUACCCUCACCCUAACAUGGCACCAGGCAAUGCACCUGGAAUUCAAAAUCCUGCGAGUGUACAUGGAAAUAUCGGAUUGGAUGCAAAAGCCACCGAGGGAAAAGAGCGGGCUUUAGGCAAGAAAGCCAAGAGGACAGCCGGGCUCGGGGGCAAGGCAGGAGAAAGUGGAAAAGCUGCUUCGGGAUCUGGCAAUGAUGUUGGCACGCAAAGCGCCGAGAGUGGGAGUGAAGGCUCAUCGGAUGCGAGCGACGAAAAUGAUCAGGAAUUUCCCGCGACCAAGAAAGGGAGCUUCGACCAGAUGCUCGCCGAUGGUGCUAACGCACAGAACAAUGCGAUUCCAUCGAAUUCUCAAGCUCCGGUCCCUGGAAAUCCUGUACCUUCUGGACCUGUGACUAAUCUGAACAUUGGAAUGGAUUUGUGGAACCCGGCUGCUGGCUCCGGGUCGAUGAUGCUGCGCCCGAGUCCGCCGGGCGUUUCUCCGGGGAAUCAAUCUGGCUAUGUUAGUGAUCAGUGGAUUCAAGACGAGCGCGAAUUGAAAAGGCAAAAGCGAAAGCAAUCCAACCGGGAGUCUGCUCGGAGGUCAAGAUUACGCAAACAGGCCGAGUGUGAAGAGCUGCAGCAGAGGGUGGAGUGUCUGAUCAGCGAGAACCGAACUCUCGAAGAAGAACUUCAGAGGCUUAAUGAGGAGUGCAAGAAGCUCGCUUCUGAGAACAACUCCAUCAAGGAAGAGCUAACAAAGCUUUGUGGAUCAGAUGACGUUCAGACAAUGUAAUAAAGCAGCUGCAGCCUCUCUGUGUUUGUCUCUCUGGUAGCAAGAAAGAUGAGAGUUUAAUUUACCUACUAAUACCACACCAUUAACGAAUGUUGUUUAGUCUUAUAGUAUUAUAGAGAUCUCAUUUGGGUCUGUCUGUUUUGUCUGUACAAUUUAAGUUGUUGGAUUUCCAGUGAUUUGCUUGCUGUUGAUGAAAUAGGGUUUUUUUUUUUUU